GCGUCUACGCCGCUACAGCGAGUCUACAGCCAAGUCAGUUGAGAGCACACGGGCAGCGCGAGCGCGCGUGUCUCGAGCCAAACAUCGAUGAUAACGACUUUACGAUCGAUAAGAGAUAGUGCUUGUGGAUACAUUGUGCGGAAUUAGUGCAAGAUGUUGCGUGUUCUCCUAAUAGCGGUUGUGGCCGUUACAGCCCUUGCUGCGGACCUGCCGCUAAGCUGUGACAGCAAAGUAUACUGCCACAGCGACCUCCUCCACCAUGUGAUGAUGAAGCGCGUCUACGAAGACUCAAAGACUUUCGUCGACCUCCCGAUGAAACAUGACCCGGAUACCAUCCUCGCAGCAUUCGAUAAGCUUUUAAACGAAACGAACGACCCCUCCAAAGAACAGCUUAAGGCGUUCGUUGACGAACACUUCAGUAGCGAAGAUGAGCUCGAGGAAUGGACUCCUCCUGAUUAUUCUAAGAAUCCCGCUUUCCUCGCUAGAAUCCGCGACGAAAAACUCAGGACGUUUGCCAGAAAUAUCAACGAUAUCUGGCCGACUCUGGGUCGAAAAGUAAAGCCCGUUGUAUUUGAGAAACCAGACCACCACAGUCUCAUUCCGAUUUCGCAUGGAUUUAUCAUCCCUGGCGGGAGAUUCAAGGAGAUUUACUACUGGGAUACAUAUUGGAUCAUUGAAGGUCUCCUCAUUUGUGGAAUGCAUGAUACUGCUCGGGGAAUGAUUGAGAAUCUUAUUGAGCUGCUGACCAAGUUGGGUCACAUUCCGAACGGAAGCCGAGUAUACUACAAUGAGCGCAGUCAGCCACCUCUUCUCACAGCCAUGGUCUCUCUGUACUAUAGAGAAACGAAAGACAUAAAAUUCUUAAUGGAGAAUAUUGAACAUCUGGAGAAAGAAUUGGAAUAUUGGAGGCAGACGCAGUUCGUGACAUUUCAGAAGAACGGCCGGUCUCAUAAUUUGCUUAGGUAUUUUGCCCCGAGUGAAGGCCCUCGGCCAGAAUCCUACUACGAAGAUUAUGAGGCUGCCCAUAACUUAAGUAGUGAUCCGGCCCGCCAGCAAGAAUUUUACACCGAUAUCAAAAGCGCUGCCGAGAGUGGGUGGGACUUCUCUUCCCGUUGGUUUAUCGAUGACACAGGGGAUAAUACGGGGCGCCUCCAAAACAUCCACACCAGAGACAUUAUCCCAGUGGACUUGAAUUCUAUAUAUGCAAAUGCUCUUCAAAAUGUAGCAACGUUCCAUCUGUAUCUAAGAAACUAUGUCAAAGCCGCUGAAUAUGCUUACCGCGCCAGGCAAUUAAGGAAUUCAAUCGAGCAAACUUUAUGGGACGAGCAAGAUGGGAUCUGGUACGACUACGAUAUACUUGACAAUAAGUUUAGAAAAUACUUCUAUCCUAGUAACCUGUCUCCGCUCUGGAUGGGAGUUGUCGAGAAAGGGCGAGUUAGACAGAAAUCAGCCCGUGUUUUAAAGUAUCUGAAGUUAUCACAUGGACUGGACUUCCCUGGUGGCAUUCCCACUUCGUUGAUCCAAAGUGGCCAACAGUGGGACUUUCCCAACGCGUGGCCACCUCUAGUCAGUAUCGUUGUUAACGCACUUGAGGCGUCAGGAAAUCAGCAAUCGAGGAGAAUGGCCUUCCAAAUAGCUCAGACCUGGGUACGCGCGUGUUUACAGGGAUUCAAUAAAAAUAAGCAGAUGUUUGAGAAAUAUGACGCGGAAACUCCAGGGAAAUUUGGGGGUGGCGGGGAAUAUAAAGUACAGGAAGGAUUCGGAUGGUCCAACGGUGUUGUGCUAGAAUUCUUGAACAAAUAUGGCAGUAUUUUAACCGCUGACGAUUCCGCUUUCUUGGGUGUAGACCCUGCUGACGACCGUUUCUCGGAGAUUGUCAGCGACAGUUGAUGAAAAUGAACUGUAAGGUGUCUAACAGUAGAUUAAUAGGAUUUAGCCGCUCUACUUUAGAACAAGAUUAACCUACCAUGUGCAAUUUAUUUCAAUAGUUAAUUAGAUUAGACAUCUGAGUGCGUUUUGUUAUGAAUAUAAAACAAGUAUAUCGCUAAAUAGAACGAAGCAUUAUUAGGCAUUGCGUUAUCGCUGGGUAUACUAUGAUUUUUUGUAUCAGGCAUUUAUUUAUUUAUACUGUUUUUUUUUAUGUUAAGUAUUUCAAAAUUAGACUAAAAGGCUAUGGACAAGACUCCAAAUUUUUGAUCAGAAUAAUCAAUGAUAAAAUAGUAAUGUUACAAUAUUGAAAAAAAUAUAUAUAUAAAUAGGACCUUAAAAGCCUAAUUUACGUGAAGUUACCUCAACAUACGCUUAAGUAUUUAAUAUAAUAAAAUAAAAAGAUUUUUAUUUUUAUUGUAGUUUUACAUACAUUCUAUACGUUACACGAUUUUGAGUAAGUACCAUGUAGAUUCGUAUUUAACAGCUGUGGACCUGUUAUUCAAUAGUUAAGGUAUAAACAAAAAAAUGUGAUAAUAACAUUUAUUAAGCAUUUCCUGUUAUUUUUGUUAUAAGGCAUUUAAUACUUGUAUUUCAUAAAAGUAGACAUAUGAUUGUUGAAAAACGGUUUCAAAAUAUGUACUUAAGAACAAUUAAAAUAUUCUUUAAAUUAUUAUGUCCUACUCGUGCUACUUACAAAUAGGUAGGUAGGUUUUAUAGCACGAUAAAAUCUAUAUUGUAAAUGGAUUUUUAACAGCUAGCUAGCCAUGCUUUUUGCGAGACGAUCAUUUUUAUUUCGCUAAGCGCUUAGGGUUAUAUAUAGUCAGUCAGUCAGGGGCAUCAGUUAAAGCUGACCGCACUCAGUAUAACUGCGUGAAUAACUUUCUAACUAAGCUCAAAAAUAUUAAUCAAAGCGCGCGUCAAUCUUUCAAUCUCGUUAGAGAUGUCGAAAAUAUUGAACGAUAUCUCGAAUUCCCGACCGAGAUUGCAAAAAUCUAGAUUUCCCUGGCAGGAGCCAGAGGAAAUUGAAUCUCGAAAAUUCGCUCGAGAUAUCGUUAUUUCGAGAUCUCGCGAAAUCGAGAUUAAAUUACAUAACUCCCUAACUGACAGCCGCACUCUUAGUCCAUUGGCGGAGCUUAUGUCUUUGCAAUACGAUUUACGAAUAAUCAAUAAUUAUUUGUACGAUUGUAUGUAUUACAAUGUUAUCAAAUAUUUAGACUCAAAUCUUAUGUUACCUACGGUAUGUAAAAUAAUUAUUUUGAUAUUGUUGUAAUAGAUAAAGGAGUGUACAGGUUUUUAAAGGGUCGGCAAAGCGCAAGUAAUAUCUCUGGUGUUGCAGGCGUCCAUAGGCUCCGGUGACUGCUUACCAUCAGGCGGGCCGUAUGCUUGUUUGCCACCGACGUGUUAUAAAAAAAAAAUUAAUCUUACCUACCAUUGUUCCUACCAUAUCCUACGUAAAAUAAAUAGUUAUAUUGUAUAUUUUAUUCAUGGUAUAAAUUUUAAAAGCACUAUAUUUAAUUGUUGUAUUAGUUUUAAGAACAUUAUUAACAUAAGUACCCCGGGGUUUUGGGUGCAGGAAUGUUUUAUACUAGACAAAAUAUAAGUAAAUAUACUUAAAAACUUUAAAACAGAAACUAUUCCAACAUUUCUAAGCACCUUUGGAGCUUACUACUGGUGUUUGGUGACUAUUUUAGAUACAAUGAACGAAGUUGUAAAUUCACGAAAACGUUACCGCGCCCUAAACCCCGGGGUGUGAUUAUUAAAUAAUAUUUAGAUAGUGUUUGAAAAUAAAAGGCUGUGUCUUUA
This is a messenger RNA of Cydia pomonella (codling moth), 3732 nucleotides long. RefSeq names its product trehalase-like. The record is from RefSeq and is a predicted model, not a curated record. Lineage: Eukaryota; Metazoa; Arthropoda; Insecta; Lepidoptera; Tortricidae. The coding region runs from base 154 to 1890 and encodes 578 amino acids. Gene Ontology annotation, molecular function: alpha,alpha-trehalase activity. The transcript has 2 exons. Gene Ontology annotation, biological process: trehalose catabolic process.